This is a messenger RNA of Oncorhynchus kisutch (coho salmon), 1623 nucleotides long. Its product is annotated as proline-rich extensin-like protein EPR1. The transcript is spliced from 2 exons. The record is from RefSeq and is a predicted model, not a curated record. Lineage: Eukaryota; Metazoa; Chordata; Actinopteri; Salmoniformes; Salmonidae. The coding region runs from base 1 to 1623 and encodes 540 amino acids.
AUGGACUGCCACUACCACUCUAUACCCGACUCCCCCCUACCGCACAUCCCACUACACACCUUACCGCACACCCCACUACCCCCUACCGCACACCCCACUACCCCCUACCGCACACCCCAAUACACACCCUACCGCACACCCCACUACCCCCCUACCGCACACCCCACUGCCCCCUACCGCACACCCCGCUACACACCCUACCGCACACCCCACUACCCCCUACCGCACACCCCACUACCCCCUACCGCACACCCCACUGCCCCCUACCGCACACCCUGCUACACACCCUACCGCACACCCCACUACCCCCUACUGCACACCCCCCACUACACACCCUACCGCACACCCCACUACACACCCUACCGCACACCCCACUACCCCCCUACCGCACACCCCACUACACACCCUACCGCACACCCCACUACCCCCUACCGCACACUCCACUACCCCCUACCGCACACCCCGCUACACACCCUACCGCACACCCCGCUACCCUCUACCGCACACCCCACUACACACCCUACCGCACACCCCACUACACACCCUACCGCACACCCAACUACCCCUACCACACACCCAACUAUCCCCUACCACACACCCCACUACCCCCUACUGCACACCCCCACUAUACACCCUACCGCACACCCCCACUACCCCCUACCGCACACCCCACUACACACCCUACCGCACACCCCCUACCGCACACUCCACUACCCCCUAACGCACACCCCACUACACACCCUACCGCACACCCCACUACCCCCUACCGCACACCCCACUAGCUCCUACCGCACACCGCACUGGAUACCCUACCGCACACCUUACUACCCCCGACUGCACACCCCACUGGAUACCCUACCGCACACCCCCCCCACCCUUUACCGCACACUGCACUACACCCUACCGCACACCCCACUAGAUACCCGACUCCCCCCUACCGCACAUCCCACUACACACCUUACCGCACACCCCACUACCCCCUACCGCACACCCCACUACCCCCUACCGCACACCCCAAUACACACCCUACCGCACACCCCACUACCCCCUACCGCACACCCCACUACCCCCUACCGCACACCCCACUGCACCCUACCGCACACCCCGCUACACACCCCUACCGCACACCCCACUACCCCCUACCGCACACCCCACUACCCCCUGCCGCACACCCCACUGCCCCCUACCGCACACCCCGCUACACACCCUACCGCACACCCCACUACCCCCCUACUGCACACCCCCACUACACACCCUACCGCACACCCCACUACCCCCUACCGCACACCCCACUACACACCCUACCGCACACCCCACUACCCCCCUACCGCACACUCCACUACCCCCUACCGCACACCCCACUACACACCCUACCGCACACCCCACUACCCUCUACCGCACACCCCACUAGCUCCUACCGCACACCCCACUACACACCCUACCGCACACCCAACUACCCCUACCACACACCCAACUACCCCCCUACCACACACCCCACUACCCCCUACUGCACACCCCCACUACACACCCUUCCGCACACCCCACUACCCCCUACUGCACACCCCACUACACACCCUACCGCACACCCCACUACCCCCUACCGCACACUCCACUACCCCCUAA